Messenger RNA from Xyrauchen texanus (razorback sucker), 2353 nucleotides. RefSeq names its product L-rhamnose-binding lectin CSL2-like. Gene Ontology annotation, molecular function: carbohydrate binding. NCBI's taxonomy places the organism in Eukaryota, Metazoa, Chordata, Actinopteri, Cypriniformes, Catostomidae. The coding region runs from base 82 to 1062 and encodes 326 amino acids. The record is from RefSeq and is a predicted model, not a curated record. The transcript is spliced from 12 exons.
ACUGCUUGUAAGUUCAUAAACUGUAUGGCUUAACUGAAAUGAGCAGUAAUAGAAGAUACAUUUACAGCUUCCAGCAUCAACAUGCUCUCUCUAAAUGUCACUCUACUUACCUGCAUGAGAACCGUCCUUUGCUGUUCUCUUUCAGUUCUACUUCUAAACUCCAGAUUGCUGAUAUCUGCAGUAAUUACAUGUGAUGGGGAUGUCCAGCAUCUACGAUGUGAUACUGGUGUGAUCAGUGUACAGUCAGCAUAUUUUGGCCACACAAGUAGAAACAUUUGCAGCGUUGGUCAAAACACAAAUGAGACAUCAAAUAUGACAUGUACCAUGAGUGUUUCUAUCAUCACUAAGCGGUGUAAUGGACUGAGAGAGUGUGAGAUAAACACUCAAGGACUCACUGAAAAAGAUCCUUGUAUUGAAACCUACAAGUACUACACUACAAACUACAUUUGCAUCCCAGCAAAAAAAAGUGUCACUUGUCCAGGUGGAUACAGUUACUUGAACUGUGAAUACGGUAGAAUUCAGAUAAAUACUGCAAACUAUGGACGUACUGACAAAAUCACCUGCUCUGAAGGACAUCCAUUGAAUCAGACCCAAAACACCAACAGCUAUUCUCCCAAUGCACUCUAUCCUGUUGCAAAAAGGUGGUUCAGAUGCAAUGGGCAGAGAAGUUGUGAGGUGUUUUCGACACAUACAGUCUUUACAGAUCUCUGCUUUGGCACUUACAAGUACCUCACAGUUUCCUAUUUUUGCCUCCCAUCUCCAAUCCGUUCUGUUGUGAUCUGUGAACAUCAGGAAAAUAUACUGGGCUGUGAGGAAGGGACUCGUAUUCACAUUGACAGCGCUAACUAUGGCCGAACUGACAGCAGCACGUGCUCUGCUGGACGACCUGCAACUCAGCUUGUCAAAACGGACUGCUAUGCGGGAAAUUCACUGGCAAUAGUUGCUAAGGAAUGUGAAGACAAAGAUAGCUGUUCCAUACGAGCCUCCAAUGAUGUCUUUUUGGAUCCAUGUUAUGGCACAUUCAAGUACCUGUACAUCACAUACUCCUGUGCGGCUGUCUAAUAUGGCACAGAUUUUUAGAAAGAAUAUCUCAACUCUGUUGGUCCAUAAAAUGCAAGUGAAUGGUGAUCCGUUUUAGCUCCAAAAAUCACAAAGGAAACAAAGUAAUCCAUGACUCCAGUGGUUAAAUGUGAAGCAUUUAGUAGGUGAGAAACAGAUACAAUAUUUUUCCUUUUUUAUUUACUCAAAUCUUUCUGACAGUCACAUGUAGUGUCUGUUUAGUUUCACUUUUACAUUUGACAGUCACAUGUAGUGUUUUAGUUUCACUUUUACAUCUGAAAGUGAAGAUUGAGUAAAAUAUUAAAUGUUGAUUUGUUUCUCACCCACUUCCUACAGAGCUGAGAUAGUUUUUUUUUUUUAUAAAGUUUGUGUUCUGUUGAAGAAAGUCAUACACAUCUGGGAUUGCAUAACGGUGAGUAAACGAUGAGAGAAUUUGCAAUUUCGGUGAACUAUACCUUUAAAUGUUAACAUAUCUAAAAAGUAAUGAAAGCUACUUAUGUAGUCAAAGCAUUGAAAUGGCUUGACUCACUUAUUUGGUAAUUUUUUUUUUCCCCAUUUGAAAUUCUUUAACAAAAUAGGUGUACUUGUGUGACUACCAGUAUCUACACUAAGGGCAGUGUGGUGGUGGAAAAAUAGGACUUUAUGGACUAUGCAAUCCUAAAAUCUUUAUUUUUUUAUUAUGUAAAAAGGCGGGGGGUUUUUUUGGCAUGAUAACUUGUUAAAACUAACAUUAGGUGGUUUGUUUCCAAGAGAGGGUUAAAAAAAAAAAAGGCUUUACUCAUUCAGAGAUUACCACUAAAAUAAAGUUUUAAAUUCCCUCAUUUCAGUUUAAGAUUACCACUAAUACUACUGUGUACGAACAUGACAUGAAUUUAAAAAAAUACCAAACAAGCACCCAACAAAAAAUAAGCAGACAACUACAUUCCGUGUUUGGUGAAAAUAAACUGACAGUUUAAUACCCAUACAAUAAAACCUGUAAAUACUGAUGAAUUAUACUAAAAUAAAAGACCGUAAAAAAAAAAAAAUGAAAAAUGCACAACCAGCUAGUGGAAAAUAGGGGUAUUAUGAGGAAGGACGAUUAGAGUUCACAAACCCACGAUCCCCAAUACACUCACUCUCUCGCAUUCACGCAGUCAUUUUUCCAAAUCAGUUACUCUUCAUUAGCAGCACACUCACUCGUACAUUCGCACAAACACGCACAAGGAUAGGGUUUUGAUAAUCAGUACAUGCUAAAUUCACAAACAAAAUUACUGGACCUGCUAUAACGUCAUCAAGUCACCCUGUGAGCAUCCCC